Messenger RNA from Pipistrellus nathusii (Nathusius's pipistrelle), 2592 nucleotides. The record is from the annotation of a GenBank genome assembly. Lineage: Eukaryota; Metazoa; Chordata; Mammalia; Chiroptera; Vespertilionidae.
AUGGACUUCCCCAGCUCCCUCCGCCCCACGUUGUUUAUGACCGGCCCCCUUGGUCUGAGCGAUGUCCCCGAUACGUCCUUCAUGUGCAGCUGGAGAGACGCCCUGACCCUGCCAGAGUCCCUGCCCCAGAACUCCGAGAAUGGGGCGCCACACUUGGCCAAGGGCCUGCUCUGGGAGCCGGACACUCCUGGACCCCUUCCCUUGCUGCCUCCUGGUCCAGAUCCCUGGGAGCCUGGCCUGACUGCCCAGGACCUGCUUUUCCGGGGAGGUCCCAAGUUCCGGAGACAGCCCCAGGCUGUGCUAGACGUUACUGAACAGUUCAGCCGGUUCCUGUGGGACCAUGGUGACAUAGCCUUUUCCUCCUUGGGGAAACUGAUGCUGGAGAAUUUCAACCUGGAAGGACCACGGAGCUACUCUAAGAAGAAGACAGUGGUCAGUGUGAAGAGGAUACUCGAGGACCUCGGUGGACACCAGCCCUGGGGAUGUCCCUGGGCCUACUUCAGCCACCGACAGCGCCGCUUCUCCAUCCUCGGGGACCCAAUCCUGGGCAAGUCGGUGUCGAGCCUCCUGGGGGAACUGCUCUAUGAGGAGCUGGCGACGCGGUGGGAGCAGCUGCUCCUAGACGAUGCGUUCACUGGAGGUGCAUUGGCCUGGCUGCCCGGGAGGACCCCCCGGGUCAGGCAGCUGGUCUACCCUGCAGGAGGUGCCCUGGACAAGCUGUACUUCCAGGAGGUCUGUCUGACCCCAGGCAGCGACCCUCGGAUCCUUGGGAAACCUGGCCACAUUCAGCUCCGGGGACCUGUCCGGCAGGUGGUAGCCUGCACUGUGCAGGGAGAAUCUCUGUUAGCUGUCCGUUCUGAUUACCACUGUGCCCUGUGGAAGGUCAGCAGUCAGGGGCGGCCAGCCCCCCUCCAGGUGCUAAAGGUUGAGAAGGGGGCCACGGGGAUCAACCUCAGCCCUCACCUGCCCGGGGAGUUGGUCGUCUGCAGCCGUUCGGGAGCCAUCUGUCUGUGGACACCCCACGACGGGCUUCGGCAAAUCUACAAGGAUCCUGAGACCCUUGUGUUCCGGGACCCGUCUCCUUGGCGUUGGGCAGACUUCACCGCCCACCCUCGGGUUCUAACUGUGGGUGACCGCACUGGAGUGAAAAUUAUCGACACUCAGGGCCCGCCCGGCUGUGGUUUGCUGCUUUUCCGUGUGGGUGCAGAAGCAUCAUGCCAGAAAGGGGAACGUGUCCUGCUAACCCAGUACCUGGGGGAGUGCGACCCCGAUUCUCUGCAGCCCACACUCCAUCUCAUUUGUACCCAGUUCUCACUCUACCUGAUGGAUGAACGCCUCCCCUUGGUGCCCAUGCUGAAGUGGGACCACAAUCUCCCCUCGGCCCCCCUGCUGGCCCGGCUGCUGCCUCCACCCCGCCCCGGCUGCGCCCGGCCGCUGCUCCUUGGAGGCCAGGGCGGGCAGCUGCAGCUGCUGCACAUCACAGGGGAGGGGGCCUCCACGCCCCGGCUGGCAGGGCCCCCCCAGUCUCUCCCUUCCAGGAGCGACUCCCUCUCCGCAUUCCCCCUGCUGGAGCCCAGGAGUCACUGGCAGCUGCAGGAACGUCUCCAGGCGCCAACCAUAGGUCUGGCUGCCACCAUCCUACCUUCUUCCUCCUCACCAGUCCUGUCGCUCUUCCAACUCUCCGCGGCUGGAGAUGUCUUCCACCAGCGCCUCCACCUCCGGGAAGACCUCGGGCCUCCCAGUGCCCCUAUGGCUUCCUGGAGCCCCCAGGCCACUGCUUGCUGUCACCGGUGGCUGACGGCCCUACUGAAGGUGCCACCGGCUCCCUCUGUGUGGGCCGCACCCACCUUCUCCCACCGCCAUCUGCUGGGCUUCAAGGAGCAGCAGAAGGUUGAAGGGAAAGUGCCAGAGGGUCUCCGGGAGGCCAUGGCCCAGGGGCGGCUGCUGCAUCAGAGAGACCUGGGCUCGCUUCCUACCACAGAGCCACCGCCGGGCCCUACGCUGGGCCCCAAGGAUGAACUCAGUGAGCGAUUGGAGGCAGCCUGGGAAGGCCCGGUGACUGCCUGGUGGGAGCAGCAGCGGGACCGGACCUCCAGGCCCGGGAGGCAGCUGAAGCGGCCAAAGCGUCGAACGCAGCUGUCCAAUACCUUCUCCUCGCUCAGCAGCCACCUGGACCUCUCAGGUGCCACCCGCACCCCUCACAGCCAAGACUGGACGUCCCCUGUGUCGAGGCCUCGGUCCCCAGUGGCCUUGCCCUCCCAGGAGUUGACCCAGGAUCUGUGGGCCCAGGGCAUCCCCUCAGAGCGGCAGCAGACCCUUCGGGACUAUAUGGCCAAGCUACCUCUUCAAGGGAACACUCCAGAAGGUUCCUCCACGUCUCUCUCCCAGAUUUCCAGUACCCAGGCCCCCCCCUCCACACAGCGGACCCUCUGGGACUGCGCAGCUGAGCUGUCAUCCCACAGGGACACCCCAGGAGGGGCCACACUGCCCUCCUCCCAGACCUCCAGCAUCUGGGCCACCCCCUCCAGGCAGCAGGUGCGCGGCCUCUCUGGCUCUCAGCCACACCGGAAGAAGCCGCGCAUGGGCUUCUGA